This is a messenger RNA of Drosophila nasuta, 1129 nucleotides long. RefSeq names its product estradiol 17-beta-dehydrogenase 11-like. NCBI's taxonomy places the organism in Eukaryota, Metazoa, Arthropoda, Insecta, Diptera, Drosophilidae. Gene Ontology annotation, molecular function: oxidoreductase activity, acting on the CH-OH group of donors, NAD or NADP as acceptor. The transcript is spliced from 5 exons. The record is from RefSeq and is a predicted model, not a curated record. Gene Ontology annotation, cellular component: lipid droplet. Bases 356 to 862 code for a protein of 168 amino acids.
GGUCGGGCUCUAGCAUUGGAACUUGCCAAACGCGGUUGUCAUUUAGCCGUGGUGGAUGUUAACAUAGAAGGCGCUGAAGAAACUGUUAGACAAAUUCACGAGAUAUCCAGAGUAAAAGCCAAAGCUUAUAAGGUGAAUGUUACCAGUUUUGCUGAAGUAUCUGAUCUUGAGGCGAAUGUUGUGCGAGAUCUUGGUUCGGUUACAAUUCUUAUUAACAAUGCAGGCGUAAUUUUGUUGCGCAAUCCUUUAGAUCCUGAACCGGAUGAUGUGCAACGAAUGAUUAAUGUUAAUUUGACUUCGCACUUUUGGGUGAGUCAAAUAAUUCGUAACGAGUAAUUGUUGGCUCUAUAACAAAAUGUUCAUUAAUGUUUACAGACAGAAGGCUGCGUUUCUGCCCACUAUGAAGAGAUUGCGCAAAGGACAUAUAGUAACCAUAAGCUCAGCGAUGAGUCUAUUUCCCUUGGCUUACAAUACUGCUUAUACGGCAAGCAAAUGUGGUGCAACCGGUCAUAUGAAGACUCUGCGCUUGGAAUUAGCUCUGGAGAAACAGAAUGACAUCCAUGUCACAACGGUAUUGCCAUCGUUCUUGGACACCAACGAUGAGGUCUCUAAACUUGGCUAUGCUAUCAAGGUGAAUCGAGUUUAUCCCUUGAUUAAAGGAAAAACGGCAGCUCGUCGCAUAGUUUGGGGAAUGCUCGCUGGAGAAAGGGAAAUUAAACUUCCAUAUAUUGUGGAUAUAUUAUAUCGAAUUUGGAACUUACUUCCCAUCAACUGGCAGGAGAGACUGUUUCUUUUGGUCACAUCCAAAAUGUUUCGAUCAUUCUGUGAGAUGCAAGAAGAGUCGAUGAUACUUGGUGUAUAAUAUUAUAAUAACAUAUUGGGAUUGGGGCUGCGGACAAACGAGGCACAUUUCCUUGCCUGAUUAUCGACCCAAUCUCCGCUGGGAGACAUUCGAUUUUCACUCGUUUUGACGAUGGCGUGAAUUAUGAGUGCGUCCCCAGUGCGUGGGAAGUUUUGUGCGAUUGCGGCACAUCAAGUAUGUUAUGAAUUCCCCACUUACCUGUCAAAUGAAGGUCCCCAGCACAUAUGGAAAUCAACUGGAUACCUGUUGAGUGACUAAAGGAUUACU